AUGGCCGGCGAUACCACUCAGAAGCUCGCAGUCCUUAUUGAUGCUGACAAUGCUAUGCCGUCUACGGCGAGGCUUUUACUGGCCGAGGAAGAGCUCCUCACGCAUUCAAUCCAGCCGAUCCGGCAAUUCGCUUACACCCACGGAAAAAACGCGACCGACUCAGCAAUGAUAAAAGACGCGAUGGACCUUCUUCACUUGGGCCGUUUUGAUGGUUUCUGUCUCGUCUCUAGUGACACUGACUUUACUCGGCUAGCCGCUCGUAUUCGCGAAUCCGGAUCAAUUGUUUACGGAUUUGGGGAGCAAAAGACACCGAAGCCCUUCGUCGCCGCUUGCGAUAAAUUUAUUUGUACCGAAAACCUUGUUUACCACAAAGAACUUGUUCCGCAUCCCGAUAGAAUCUUUACGCCCAAGAACCACAUUCCAGUAAGACAGGCCGAAGAAGACAAGGACUUGGUAAAUCUGCUACAUACGACAAUAGAGACAGCCUCCGACGAUCACGGAUGGGCUGAACUCUCGUAUAUCGGCAAUUCGCUUACAAAAAAAUAUCCUGAUUUUGACUCUCGCACCUACGGAUACUCCAAACUCAGUGAUUUGUUUUCUGUCUUGCCACAAUUUGAUGUUACACGACACGCUCCUCGGGAGGGUAAACCUAAUGAAAUCUAUGUACAAGAUAAGCGUUUGAGGCGCAAAGAUUCUUCGAAUUCAUAUAAUAAGUGA
Messenger RNA from Penicillium malachiteum, 717 nucleotides. Its product is annotated as NYN domain-containing protein. Lineage: Eukaryota; Fungi; Ascomycota; Eurotiomycetes; Eurotiales; Aspergillaceae. Bases 1 to 717 code for a protein of 238 amino acids. The transcript has 2 exons. The record is from RefSeq and is a predicted model, not a curated record. Gene Ontology annotation, molecular function: RNA nuclease activity.